AGGCCACGUGAUCCGCCCGCCAAUGGUGUCGAGAAGGAGCCUGCCAAAAUGGCGGUGACGCGCUACCGGCGCUUCUUGAAGCUGUGCGAGGAGUGGCCCGUGGAGAAGACAAAGCAUGGCCGCGAUUUGGGCACUUUCCUGCGGCAGCGGGUGGCGCAGGCCUUCCGCGAGGGAGAGAACACGCAGAUUUCUGAUCCGAUGACCUGUGAUGCAAUGUUUGACAGUUUAGCUAGAAUCCAUUCCAACUACUAUAAAAUCAAGUAUCCACGUUUGAAAGAUACAAGCUUCACUGGGGUGACAGUGGAAGAAUGCAAGAUGGUCCUUGCAACAGAUACCUUGAAGCAGAUGGAAGAAGCAUCAAAAGGGAAAUGGACAAAGUUACGUGAAAAAUUCUCUGGCAAACGUCCUGAAGAAGAUUCCAAAUUAUGACUUCUUUUCCCUAAUCGAUGCUCACGAAGGACUGCAUUUUGCCAGGAUAGAUACUUCUUCUUGAAACAGGAGUUUUAAAAUAAGCUUACAUAUGAGCAUGUCAGACUCUAAAUCAAGAGAUCCAGGUUUGGCAUCUCAACUCAGAACAAUUCCUCUUUCGGGGUUAGUGGAUCAGGUAUUGAUAAAAGACUUGGUGAGAAAUCAUCUGGAAUGGGACAAAGCUCAUUUUGUUAUUUUGGCUUAUGGAAGGUGUUAGGAAAGCUUGGGUUAGAUUUGCAGAACACAGUGGUAAGUUACUUGAAGUUCUUGGACUGGGUGAUUACAUGGGUGUAGGGGUUAUGGAAAGACUGCACUGCUGGAUGUCAUCUUGUAACUGAUGGAUUGAAACAUAGUGUUUGAUUGCUUUUUAGAAUAAAAAAAUAUUUCCAGAGCAUUAUGGAAAUUAUACUGAA
Messenger RNA from Varanus komodoensis (Komodo dragon), 881 nucleotides. Its product is annotated as ubiquinol-cytochrome-c reductase complex assembly factor 2. Gene Ontology annotation, cellular component: mitochondrial matrix. Gene Ontology annotation, biological process: mitochondrial respiratory chain complex III assembly. Lineage: Eukaryota; Metazoa; Chordata; Lepidosauria; Squamata; Varanidae. The coding region runs from base 49 to 429 and encodes 126 amino acids. The transcript has 4 exons. The record is from RefSeq and is a predicted model, not a curated record.